This is a messenger RNA of Botrytis cinerea B05.10, 1352 nucleotides long. RefSeq lists its product as hypothetical. The coding region runs from base 472 to 1086 and encodes 204 amino acids. The transcript has 3 exons. NCBI's taxonomy places the organism in Eukaryota, Fungi, Ascomycota, Leotiomycetes, Helotiales, Sclerotiniaceae. The record is from RefSeq and is a predicted model, not a curated record.
GGACAAUGUCACUGUCGUGGAAAAAGGGCACUGAAGCCUUAUGCAUACCAAGAAUCGGCAGAUAGACUUAAUGGGGUGAAAUUCCCCCUUUGGGAAGCUCAACACCAUCGUAAAGGUUAUGGUUUGCAGGCGUGUGGGUAGGAUCAGGUGUGAUAGGAUAACGGAAAAAUAGAUUUGGGAAGAGGUAAACGUGGUAUGAAUGGGGUAGAUGGGAUGAUAACCAUUUGAAUGUUGAUUAGAAAUGCUUCCUGUUGAUAAAGAAUCCGGAAGGAAAGCAACAGUGUUCGCAUGCCGCCGUGCCCAGAAAUCGGUCCCAGAAGUUAAGAUGGGGAUAUCUCGAUAUAUCCCAUUGUUCUAAUCAAUAUGAAUUGGCUAUAAAAGAUUGGUGUUGCCAUCUCACGUUCUUUCUCUCCAUCCCUCUUCUCAAUUCAACAAUACAAGUAUACUAUCACAGUUAAACUUCAUUUCAAUAUGCUUAAAGGUCUUUUCCUCACUGUUCUAGCAACGGGACUUCUCGUUCAUGCAACCCCAGUACCAGCGCCAACCGGUAUUCCAACCACAGCUACUGCUAAUACCGAGCUUGCCGGUUUGACUGUGGCUGCGGCCGGAAGUCAAGAUGGUUAUAGUAGAGAUUUAUUCCCCCAUUGGAUUACUAUCUCCGGCACUUGCAACACUCGUGAGACCGUUCUAAAGCGCGACGGUAAAAAUGUCGUCGUUGAUUCUGCCUGUGCUUCCACAUCGGGAACCUGGGUAUCUCCAUACGAUGGUGCAACCUGGACCGCCGCCUCCGAUGUUGAUAUUGAUCAUCUUGUUCCUUUGAGUAACGCCUGGAAAGCAGGUGCCUCUGCAUGGACCACGGCUCAACGUCAAGCUUUUGCUAAUGACCUUGUUAACCCACAAUUGCUGGCUGUUACCGAUAAUGUCAAUGAGAGUAAGGGAGACCGUGGACCAGAGGAGUGGAAGCCUAGUUUGACUUCGUACUGGUGCACAUAUGCAAAGAUGUGGAUCAAGGUUAAAUAUGUCUAUUCCCUGACAGUCACAAGUGCGGAGAAGGCGGCAUUGGUUACUAUGAUGGCUACUUGUUAAAUGGCUGGCAUUUUUUUCGGCUAAAUGAAAGGGCAAAUGUAUAUAGGUGGACGAGCUCAAGAUGACUUACGAUGGAACGAAAUGAGAGUAGCAGGCUCGAGGCAGGGUAAAAUCAAAGGAGUUGAAGUUGACGUGGGAGUGGAAGUGAGGUGAUUUGAAACGAACGAUGGUUGAGGAGUUAAGGUGUUCAUGUUUGAUCUAUUUAUUAGCGGAGGACUGACAGAGGGAGAGCGUGAGGAGGAGUGAAAAAUCACACAUGACUUACA